UGUCUGGAGUAGUGUAUGUUUGCCCAAGACAGAGCGCGAUCUAAUGUGAACCAGUAAACGGACCCUUUGGACAUCAUCGACUUUUUAUAGGUCAAAAUUAUGGGAUUUGAUUUGGACCGUUUCAGCGCAAAUGUGGACCCUGACUUGAAGUGCAAUUUGUGCGAUAAAGUUUUGGAGGACCCGCUGACAACUCCUUGCGGACAUGUCUUCUGCGCCGGGUGUAUAAUUCCCUGGGUCGUACAGCAAAACAGCUGCCCCGUCAAAUGUCAGCGAAUCUCUGCUAAAGAACUUAACCACGUAUUACCUCUAAAAAACCUUAUUCUCAAACUGGACAUAAAAUGUGACAACUACGCAAGGGGCUGCACGCGAGUGGUGACGCUCCAACAUCUGGCCGAACAUACCGAGAUGUGCGACUUUUCUCCAGCGAAAUGCAGAAAUAAAGGCUGUAAGGAUGUGCUCAACUUGAAGGACAUGGAUACACACAUGCGGGAAACAUGUGAAUACAGACCAGUGGAAAUUUGUGAGAAUGGCUGUGGAUUGAUGUUGCUGCACAAAGACCACAAAUCUGAGGAUCACUGCUGCGUAAAAGCUCUCAAAACACACAACGGCGCACUUGAGGUGAAAAUAGCCAGCUUGGAGAAAGAACUGAAGAGACGGUCGCUGAGAGCCUUUAGCAGAGAGAAAUCGUUACUUGCACAACUUUCUGCUGUACACAACGAACUUCAGAUGACUGCCUUGAAAUAUCAGAAGAAAUUUGCUGAGUAUAACGCAAGGCUAGAUGCACUUUCCAGGGGCAGAAGCCCCACGCUCAAGGAUGGGGAUACCAGGAGUAUGAAAGUCACCCUGUUUCGAUCGUCUGGGUCACUGGGUUUCAAUAUUAUGGGCGGACGUCCCUUUGGGAUCUCUGAAGAGGACCAUUUGGUUGACGGUAUAUUCGUGUCAAAGGUGGUGGAGAAAGGCCCAGCGGACCAAGAGGGUGGUCUGCAGGUUCAUGACCAGAUUAUAGAGUUGAAUGGCAGGGAUCUGUCCAGGGCAUCCCAUGACCAGGCAGUGGAGGCGUUCAGGCUGGCCAGGGAGCCUGUGGAGAUGCAGGUGCUGCGCAGGACAUCGGCCUCCCACCCAGCAGGGGCAGCAGCGGCGGUGGUGAACGGCAGGGUCCUGUGUGAUUACGGAGGAGUGGACAGCAGCACGCAGACGGACAUCACCCUGGAGCACAUCUCCAAACUCAGCAACGUGCCUUUUCCAACCGCCGCUGGAGCCCUGUUUGGGGACUACCUGAUGCCCAAAGAAUGCAUGCCAAAUUGUGACUGUCUCUACUCCAGCGAAUACCUGGAAGGCAUCCAGCAAGAGCUAGACAGAGAGGAACUCGAAUAUGAGGAGGUGGAGCUGCAGAGGAUGAGUGCCCAGGACAAGCUGGGACUGACACUCUGCUACCGUACAGACGAGGACGAAACUGGGGUCUACGUUAGUGAGAUUGAUCCAAACAGCAUUGCCGCUAAAGAUGGCCGCAUUCGUGAAGGUGACAGAAUUAUCCAAAUUAACGGUGUGGAGAUCCAGACGCAUGAAGAUGCCAUUGCCCUGCUGGCCAUUGAGAAGGGCAGAAAUGUGUGUCUACUCAUGGCUCGCCCAGAGAGUCAGCUUGAGGUGGGUUGGCUGGAUGACGAGCGGAAUGACUUCCUGGACGGGCUCCACAUGGACAUGCUGGAGGAGCAGCAUCACCAGGCCAUGCAGUACACGGCCACCAUGCUGCAGCAGAAUCUGCACGGCGGGUGCGUCACCAUGCAAGACGCCGUCACCAUGCUCUCUCAGCACCACGAGAAGGACAGCGGCCUGGGUCGCACCGACGGCAGCACCCGCAACGGUGAUGAGAGCUCGGAGCAGGAAAACCUGCCUGAUGACCCCAGUCUGACCUUUAGCGUUACCGGCGGCGCCGGCCACCAGACAAUGAGGGCCUACAGCCAUGACACCCUGGGCAGCGGAGGAGACGCGCACCCUAGCAACGAGUCCUUCCUCUCGGCAGACGCCGACGCAGACUCCCUGGGCGUCCUGGAGGACGAGUGUGAACGCUUCCGCAAACUUCUGGAGCUGAAGUGCCUGAUGCGUGGCAGCAUCGGCGGCCGAGCGUACAGCGCCACCGUUCCUUACCCAUGUAGCAAUUCUGGCAUGGUCACGGGCACGGGUACCGAGCUGACGACGAUCGAGGAUCCCGAGAUGGAGCUGCUGAACGCGGAGCUGCGUCACAUCGAGCUGGAGUGCCAGAACAUUGUGCAGGCUCACCGCAUGCGUCAGCUGCAAAAGCAAAGGUCUGGUAGUGGUGGUGGUGGCAGCGGCGGAGGCAGCCGUGAUGACGUUGGCCUGGGGGGUGAUAUCGUAGUUGAACCAUGGAUGGCCCUGGAUCAUGGCCCAAGGAGGCUGCGCAGGUCGGAUGUGUGUGAGGUGGCGCUGCGGAGGAGGGAGAUGCAGCAGCAUGCAGCAGCAGACGACGAUGAAGGGCUGGAGGACAAGGACAGCUCCAGUGCCUACAACACAGGAGAGAGCUGCCGCAGCAGCAGCACCCCUGCUCCCAGCACUCUGGAGCUGUCCUCCGCCAGCUCUCUACUACUAAAGCAGCAGGGCAGUGACGAGGUGCUGGAGGCCGAGGCUCCUCCAGAGCAGCUCUCCAAGUCGAACAGGAGGGGGGGCUCCACCAAGGGGCACACCAUCCUCUCACCCAUCCAGGAGUCCGGCAGCCUCUCCAGGACUCAGCUGGUCAGCAACAGGUCAGCAAAGGAGAGCAGCAAGCGUGGCGGAGAUGUGCGGUCACCUUCACGCUCGCCGGCGUACAAGCUGGCGCACAUCCCGGCACACGCGCAGCACUACCAGAGCUACAUGCAUCUGAUCCAGCAGCGCUCGGCCGUGGAGUAUGGGCAGAGCAUGGCCAGCCUUGUCAGUAGCACAUGUCGCGGGGGUGGUGCUGGCAACGAGAACGGUCUUCUCGACAGGGAGAGCCGCAACACCGGUGGUGGUGGCUCCAAGGCCGAGUGGAAGGUGAAGGUGCGCAGCGACGGCACACGCUACAUCACCAAACGUCCGACACGCGGCCGGCUGCUGAGGGAGCGAGCCCUGCGCAUCUGCGAGGAGCGCUGCGGCGUCACCACGGACGACGACGCAGCCAGCGAGCUGAAGAUGGGCCGCUACUGGAGCAAGGAGGAGCGCAAGCAGCACGCCGUGCGCGCCCGUGAGCAACGCCAGCGCCGCGAGAUGAUCAAGCAGAGCCGCACCGACGCCGGCACCGGCGGUGGAGUCGUGACGGGAGGAGGAGGAGGAGGAGAUGACAUCAUUCAGCUCAGCCACAAGAAGAUGAUGAGGAAGAGGAACAAGAAGGUCUUUGACAACUGGAUGACCAUCCAGGAGCUGCUGGCCCAUGGCACCAGGUCCCCUGAUGGCACGCGCGUCUACAACUCCCUCCUUUCGGUCACCACAGUGUAGAAACUGAGAAAGACUGAAACAGUGUAGUGUGCACGCAGCCCAAAAAAAGUGUGCACGCAGCCAAAAGGUUUCUGGAUAACAGGGAGCGCAUGAAAAUAGAAAAGAAAUAUUCACACACUGUUUUUGCUGUGAUACAUUUUGUGAACCCAGACUCAACACUCCUGUGUUGUUAAGUGUAAACAUUGUCUUCAAAUUUAACUAAAUAACUCACAACAAGGGAGCUUUACGGUGUGUGGAUAUAUCUGUUUCAUUUUCGCACGAGGGACAGCGCAAGAGCUGCUAACAUUGCGUCACCCGGUGGAUCCAAAUCUCUGGGACAGUGGAAUGAAUGACAGCACAUGAUCAGAGUACCGUGAAAGCCAGCCAUGAAAUAUGCUAGGAAGUGUAUACCAGAGAGACUGGAUAAUACUCCAUAAUACUGUGUGUACUGUAUGUGACAUGGUACUUGUGGACUGAGAGGGAAAUGUAGAUUUUGUCUACAUGCCAGAAACUUCAUUGCAAACAGAUACAACUGGAUAAUAUCUGGAUAAGAUUAUUUUUUUUGUAAAUAUUACCAUUAAAAAUGUUUUCCUAAA
This is a messenger RNA of Engraulis encrasicolus (European anchovy), 4043 nucleotides long. Its product is annotated as E3 ubiquitin-protein ligase PDZRN3-B-like. Gene Ontology annotation, biological process: neuromuscular junction development; protein ubiquitination. Gene Ontology annotation, molecular function: ubiquitin protein ligase activity; protein binding. The record is from RefSeq and is a predicted model, not a curated record. Lineage: Eukaryota; Metazoa; Chordata; Actinopteri; Clupeiformes; Engraulidae. The transcript has 11 exons. Bases 100 to 3468 code for a protein of 1122 amino acids.